AUGGCUACUUCAAUCCCAAGCUGCUCCUUCUACUCCUAUACUGCACCACCACUAAUACCAAACAACUCGACUUCCACCACUCACUUUACCUUAUCUUUUUCGCACACUAUCUUUAGUGGGAUUUCACUAAGUAGAAGAAGCUCAUCAAGAAUCUUGGCAAAGUUUGAGAAAUUCGAAGGGGAUGCUUCUCAAGAUAAUCUUGAAGAGGCCACAGAGUUACAGGAACAGGCACAAACAGUUCCAGAAGAAGAAGAUGACAGCUGCCUGCCUUCUGACUUGGAGGGUGCAGUCCGGCAAUCUAGCCAAGCUAGUGCCUUGUUUGUGUCUUCGGGAGGAAUGAGAGCCAUAGUCGAGCUCUUAAUUCCUCAGCUUCAGUUUCUAGAUGAUGAAGGUGCACAAGCUGAGCUCUGGGAACUGUCAAGGACUUUCUUGGAUACACUUAUUGAAGAAACAGGAAGUCAGAGAAUCAGAGCCAUUUUUCCAGAUGCUGGUGCUGCUGCACUUCUAAAAUACCAGUGGAAAGAUGCAGCUUUUGGAUUUGCGAGCUUAAGUGACCGAAAGCCCAUUCAGAGUGAAGAUGAGAUUGUGGUAAUGGUUGUUCCUGAUUAUCAGAUGUUGGAAAAUGUACAGAAAAUCGCAUCUUAUCUAUCAGAUGAUCCGCCAAGGCCUCUCAUCAUGUGGAACCCGCGUCUCAUCAGUGAGGAUGUGGGAGUUGGGAUUAAUGUUCGCAAUCUAAGGAGAUACUUCCUGAGUACAUUCACAACAGUUUAUUCAAUGAGACCUCUGCCAGCCGGUGCUGUCUUUCGGUGUUAUCCAGGGAUGUGGAAGGUCUUUUAUGACGAUAAAGAUAGGCCAAAUAGAUAUCUUCUUGCCCAAGAAUUCAUACGACGUCCUGAUGCUGAAGAAAUUGAGAUUGUAUUUGGAAAUGCAGAAGAGAAAUCAGAGGAGGGACCUUCUUUAUUCAGCAAGGCAGCAGGCAUUUUCUCUUCACUUAACCGAUUCAUGAGAGCAAUUUCAAAGUAG
Molecule: messenger RNA, 1023 nt
Organism: Dovyalis caffra
Lineage: Eukaryota; Viridiplantae; Streptophyta; Magnoliopsida; Malpighiales; Salicaceae
Source: the annotation of a GenBank genome assembly